Messenger RNA from Closterium sp. Yama58-4, 1308 nucleotides. The record is from the annotation of a GenBank genome assembly. Lineage: Eukaryota; Viridiplantae; Streptophyta; Zygnematophyceae; Desmidiales; Closteriaceae.
AUGGCGAAGAACGCGAGCAAGGCGGGAAGUCCUACCGCCGCCUCCGGUCCCGCCGACAUUGAGGAGGACGAAUGGUGGAAUCAGCCGGUCGGGAGCGACGACGAGGUUGAAGAGUGGCGGGCUGGAGAUUCCGACGGAGACGGAGGUGAAGAUGCUGGCGGGGAACAUGCGGAGGCACAGGAAGCGGCGGUGGCAGCCGACGAGGCCGAGGCGGAACGCGAGACAGCGGCGCCUACGGAUGCGGACGCGGUGGCGGAGGCGCAAAAGGCGGCUGCUGAUGCCGUCUUAUUUGACGGCGAGGGCACCGACGACGACCCCUGGAGCCUUGCUUCGGACGACGACGUGCCGCUACUGAAGCGGAGGCUGCGCCAUCGCCUGCAGUCCACGACGAAGCGCACCCGCGUGGUGCUUUCGGACGACGACAGUGCCGGGGAGGAGCGUCGCCCCCUGCUCACCGCUGCGGAGAAAGGAAAGGCAAAGGUCGUGGAAGCCCCUGCCAAGUCCCCUGCUAAGGCCCCUGCAAAGGCCCCUGCUCAUCGCCGCACAAGCAACAAGAAGCGCAAGGACGACGGUGACCCUGGAUCCAGCAAGGGCGCGGCUCGGAAAAAGGCGAAGAAGGCGCCCAAUCCUUACGACAUCGUCGUCAACGAGGCGUUGGGCAGCGACGAUGAGUACGCGGCGGCGGCGGGCCCGAUUCCCACGUUCCCUGAAAAGGAGGCGCCGAAGGACCCCACCCUCUCUAAUCCCAACACCCGCCCACCUUCUGCUCGCAGCAAAGACACCACGAAGAAGCGUCGCAGCUGGACCGUGCGGGAGAAGCUGAAGGAACUUGCGGAGGCCUCCGCACCCCGUGGUGCUGCAGUGGAUCGCGGAGGCGUGGGACCAAGUCCCCAGGCAGAUCAUCAUCGACGCGUUCCGCCACUGUGGCAUCUCCAGCAAGCUGGACGGAACGGAGAAUCACCUGGCGACAACACGCGCCUGCACAGGAAGGCUCCAGAGGAGGAGGAGGAGGAGGAGGAGGAGGAGGAGGAGGAGGAGGAGGAGGAGGAGGAGGAGGAGGAGGAGGAGGAGGAGGAGGAGGAGGAGGAGGAGGAGGAGGCGAUGCAGGCGGAGGGCGUGCGGGAGGUGGCCGUGGCAACUGGACUGGAGGUGCUGUACCAGGAGAACCCCAACUACCGCGGAGCGGCGGCCGAGGCUGACCGCAUGAUCGAGCCUAGGGAGACGGCUAGGCAUGCCUGGCGAGUGCCAGACCUGAGUGUGGAGCCUGUAGCUAGUGCUCCCGAGGAGGCGGUGACCGAGGGGGGUUAG